CCCAAUCUGUGGCCAUUAGUGCGCUGAGAGAGCGAGGAGAGGGUUCAAAAGGGAGAAAGAAAAAGAGAGAGAGAGGAGGGAGGGGGCGCCUGGACAGAGAUGCACACAGAGGAGAAAGGACGAGAGCAGGAGGGAGAGCUUUUAAGGGAUUUGGCAGUGAUUUGUGGAAUCUCACUGCUGUAAUGUUGCGCUUUUUCUGCACUUUUCCCUGACUCUGCCAUGAUAUCCCACCCUAAAGCUGCAAAAGUCAGCGUUUUCUUUUUGCCUUUAUAAAUCACAACUUUUUUUUAAAACCAUUGUUCUCUAGUGCGUUUUUUUUUUUUUUUUUGGUCAUUGCUGAGAGAGCACACAGACUAUCUGAGAUGCUAGAGGAUUUACUUUUGGUGAGUGGAGGAGAGCCGUUACCUCUAGAAAUAUAAUCACAUUUUUGGACCAUGGAUGGAGGCCUGCGUGGAACAGCUAGUGUGAUGGAUAAAAUCUGGACUGGUCGAUGAAGACUGGGCAGGUGUCAAAGGUAGAGGGAGUGGCCCGGUGCUGUCAGUACCACUGCUGGUCAUCAUCAUGACAUCAGAGGCCCGCUCAUCCCAUCCCUGCUGCUGUACAUUAACUGGACACCAGACAUGGCUUCAGCUGCUUUGGGUUCUGCUGCUGGGCAUCAGUCCGGUGUCACUAGCCCAACAAGGCACCCAGCCUCAGUCCAUCAAAAUCGAGGGUGACAUCACCCUGGGUGGACUCUUCCCGGUGCACUCCAGAGGACCGGCUGGGGUUCCCUGUGGGGAUGUCAAGAGGGAGAAGGGGAUCCACCGAUUGGAGGCCAUGUUGUACGCCCUGGACCAGAUCAACAGCGACCCGGACCUGCUGCCUAACAUCACUCUGGGAGCUCGGAUCCUGGACACCUGCUCCAGAGACACCUACGCCCUGGAGCAGUCGCUCACCUUCGUCCAGGCCCUCAUCCAGAAGGACAACUCAGACGUGCGCUGCUCCAACGGAGAACCUCCCAUCAUCCCCAAACCAGAGAGGGUGGUCGGGGUCAUCGGGGCGUCCGGAAGCUCGGUGUCCAUCAUGGUGGCCAACGUCCUCAGACUGUUUGCGAUCCCCCAGAUCAGCUACGCCUCCACGGCCCCGGAGCUGAGCGACAACAGCCGCUAUGAGUUCUUCUCCCGUGUGGUGCCUCCAGACUCGUACCAGGCCCAGGCCAUGGUGGACAUAGUCAAAGCCAUGGGCUGGAACUACGUCUCCACACUGGCCUCCGAGGGCAACUACGGAGAGAGUGGCGUCGACGCCUUCCUCCAGAUAUCCAGAGAAGCAGGAGGGCUGUGUAUUGCACAAUCCAUAAAGAUUCCCAGAGAGCCUAGACCAGGGGAGUUUGAUAAAAUCAUCAAGAGACUGAUGGAAACCUCUAAUGCUCGUGGGGUCAUUAUCUUUGCCAACGAAGACGACAUCAAACGGGUGCUGCAGGCUGCCAAAAAGGCCAACCUGACAGGCCACUUCUUGUUUGUUGGAUCUGACAGUUGGGGGGCUAAAAGCUCCCCAAUUCAAGACCAGGAGGAGGUGGCUGAGGGUGCUGUCACCAUCCUGCCCAAAAGAGCCUCUAUUGAUGGGUUCGACCAGUACUUCACUUCAAGGUCUCUGGAGAACAACAGGAGAAACAUCUGGUUUGCAGAAUUCUGGGAGGAUGACUUCAAAUGCAAACUAACUCGGCCCGGCAUAAAAUAUGACCCCAGUAGAAGGAAGUGUACAGGCGACGAAAGAAUCAGUCAGGACUCUCAGUACGAACAGGAAGGGAAGGUACAGUUUGUGAUUGAUGCUGUGUAUGCCAUGGCCCACGCUUUACACAGCAUGCACCUGGACCUCUGUCCUGGCUACAUGGGCGUCUGUGAGAAGAUGGACCCAGUAGAAGGACGGAUGCUCCUCCAGUACAUCCGCUCUGUGAACUUCAACGGCAGCGCAGGAACCGGAGUGAUGUUCAAUGAGAAUGGAGAUGCUCCUGGUCGGUACGACAUCUUCCAGUACCAGAUGUCCAAUGUCAGCAACCCCGGCUACAAAGAUAUUGGCCAGUGGACAAAUCACCUGCGGCUCAAUCCAGAGGAGAUGCAGUGGUCGGGCGGUGACCGUAGGAUCCCUGAUUCGGUGUGCAGUUUCCCCUGUGAACCUGGUGAGAGGAAAAAGAUGGUGAAAGGCGUUCCCUGCUGCUGGCACUGCGAGCUCUGCGAUGGCUACCAGUACCUGUUGGAUGAGUUCUCCUGUGACAUGUGCCCCUUCGACAUGAGGCCCUUACCGAACCGCACAGGCUGCCGGCCAACGCCCAUCAUCAAGCUGGAGUGGAGCUCUCCCUGGGCCAUCAUCCCCGUCUUCCUGGCCAUCCUGGGCAUCCUGGCCACCACUGGAGUCAUCGGCACCUUUGUCCGCUUCAACGACACGCCCAUCGUUCGAGCUUCCGGCAGAGAGCUCAGCUACGUGCUGCUGACGGGAAUCUUCCUCAUCUACCUCAUCACCUUCCUCAUGAUUGCAGAGCCCAGCGUGGCCGUGUGCGCCUUCCGCAGGCUGCUGCUGGGGCUCGGCAUGUGCAUCAGCUACGCCGCCAUGUUAACCAAGACCAACCGGAUCUAUCGCAUCUUCGAACAGGGCAAGAAGUCAGUCACACCUCCCAAGUUUAUCAGCCCCACCUCUCAGCUGAUCAUCACCUUUAUACUCAUCUCAGUGCAGUUACUUGGGGUGUUCAUCUGGUUUGGUGUGAUGCCCCCCCACACUAUCAUCGACUACGAGGAGCAGAAGCCUCCAAACCCUGAGUUUGCUCGUGGCGUCCUGAAGUGUGACAUGUCCGAUUUGUCCCUCAUGCUGUGUUUGAGCUACAGUAUCGUACUGAUGAUCACCUGCACAGUGUAUGCCAUCAAGAGCAGAGGGGUUCCUGAAACCUUCAACGAGGCCAAACCAAUCGGCUUCACCAUGUACACCACCUGCAUCAUCUGGCUGGCCUUUGUACCCAUCUUCUUUGGCACAGCGCAGUCAACAGAGAAGAUGUUCAUCCAGACCACCACCCUGACGGUGUCCAUGAGCCUGAGCGCCACCGUAUCCUUGGGCAUGCUCUACAUCCCCAAAGUCUAUGUCAUCAUCUUCCACCCGGAGCAGAACGUCCAGAAGAGAAAACGCAGCUUCAAAGCAGUGGUGCAGGCGGCCACCGUGUCCACGCACCUGUCCAUGAAGUCUAGCGAAAAACAGAACGGAGAGUCUAAGAUCGAGCCGGACAGGUCACAGUGAAAUGACACAACUGAAGUCCUACAAUGAGAUUCAUUAUGAUGAGUGAAAAUUUUACUGCUAGUUUUUGGCUGGAUGUUUUUUUUCCCUCCCCUUUAAUUAUGGAAUGAAAAUGCCAGCAAAGACAUUUUGUGGAUGAUGUUUCUUUUCACACUUACAGUGGGUACGGAAAGUAUUCAGACCCCUUUAAAUUUUUCACUCUUUGUUUCAUUGCAGCCAUUUGCUAAAAUCAAAAAAGUUCAUUUUAUUUCUCAUUAAUGUACACUCAGCACCCUAUCUUGACAGAAAAAAACAGAAAUGUAGAAAUUUUUGCAAAUUUAUUAAAAAAGAAAAACUGAAAUAUCACACGGUCAUAAGUAUUCAGACCCUUUGCUCAGUAUUGAGUAGAAGCACCCUUUUGAGCUAGUACAGCCAUGAGUCUUCUUGGGAAUGAUGCAACAAGUUUUUCACACCUGGAUUUGGGGAUCCUCUGCCAUUCUUCCUUGCAGAUCCUCUCCAGUUCUGUCAGGUUGGAUGGUGAACGUUGGUGGACAGCCAUUUUCAGAUCUCUCCAGAGAUGCUCAAUUGGGUUUAGGUCAGGGCUCUGGCUGGGCCAGUCAAGAAUGGUCACAGAGUUGUUCCGAAGCCACUCCUUUGUUAUUUUAGCUGUGUGCUUAGGGUCAUUGUCUUGUUGGAAGGUGAACCUUCGGCCCAGUCUGAGGUCCAGAGCACUCUGGAAGAGGUUUUCUUCCAGGAUAUCUCUGUACUUGACCGCAUUCAUCUUUCCUCCAGUCGUCCUGUCCCUGCAGCUGAAAAACACCCCCAUAGCAUGAUGCUGCCACCACCAUGUUUCACUGUUGGGAUGGUAUUGGGCAGGUGAUGAGCAGUGCCUGCUUUUCUCCACACAUACCGCUUAGAAUUAAUGCCAAAAAGUUCAAUCUUGGUCUCAUCAGACCAGAGAAUCUUAUUUCUCAUAGUCUGGGAGUCCUUCAUGUGUUUUUUGGCAAACUCUAUGCGGGCUUUCAUAUGUCUUGCACUGAGGAGAGGCUUCCGUCGGGCCACUCUGCCAUAAAGGCCCGACUGGUGGAGGGCUGCAGUGAUAGUUGACUUUGUGGAACUUUCUCCCAUCUCCCUGCUGCAUCUCUGGAGCUCAGCCACGGUGAUCUUUGGGUUCUUCUUUACCUCUCUCACCAAGGCUCUUCUCCCACGAUUGCUCAGUUUGGCUGGAUGGCCAGGUCUAGGAAGAGUUCUGGUCGUCCCAAACUUCUUCCAUUUAAGGAUUAUGGAGGCCACUGUGCUCUUAGGAACCUUGAGUGCUGCAGAAAUUCUUUUGUAAUCUUGGCCAGAUCUGUGCCUUGCCACAAUUCUGUCUCUGAGCUCCUUGGGCAGUUCCUUUGACCUCAUGCUUCUCAUUUGCUCUGACAUGCACUGUCAGCUGUAAGGUCUUAUAUAGACAGGUGUGUGCCUUUCCUAAUCAAGUCCAAUCAGUUUAAUUAAACACAGCUGGACUCCACUGAAGAAGUAGAACCAUCUCCAGGAGGAUCAGAAGAAAUGGACCGCAGGUGAGUUAAAUAUGAGUGUCACAGUAAAGGGUCUGAAUACUUAUGACCGUGUGAUAUUUCAGUUUUUCUUUUUUAAUAAAUUUGCAAAAAUUUCUACAUUUCUGUUUUUUUCUGUCAAGAUAGGGUGCUGAGUGUACAUUAAUGAGAAAUAAAAUGAACUUUUUUGAUUUUAGCAAAUGGCUGCAAUAAAACAAAGAGUGAAAAAUUUAAAGGGGUCUGAAUACUUUCCGUAUCCACUGUAUAUAGAUUAUUCAGAUCUACUAAACCUGGAAUGAAGCACAAAAUGGACCACUUUGCACAAGGACUGGGAGCUUUUUUCUUUUUUGUGACGUCCACACAUGCACCUCAAAUUGACAAGGAGGUAUUGUUAGUUUUAACUCUCCCUGGGAAAUGCUGUUUAGGGGGAAAAAAAAAAAAAAAGCUUAAAUGGCGACCUUUGCCCUACAGGAAGAUGUACAUGUGUGUGGAAUCCCUCGGGGUCAAUGAGACUGUUCACUGGCUCCAAAAGCACUGCAUGGGUUCUGUGUUUUUAUGUGUACAUGAAUGUUCUGAAACAUUGUUCGUAAGGGGUGUCAUCUCUUUUUCUUCUGAUUGCACUGGAAGAAAGGACUUUUUAAAAUGCACCGCCAUGUCCUGUCACUGCUCCUGGAAAGGUGUGAUGAAGCACCAAACUAGCAUCACUCAUCAGUCCGGAUCCAGUCACGCUGCUUUAAUUAUGGUUGUAAUAGCAAUUAUUAUGGCACAAGCUGGGUUUUAUCAUGGAAACUGAAAAUUCAUUAGUGCAAACAGGAUACAAGUGAUUGUGAGCAGGAUGCUUAUCUUCUACCUGGUACUUUUACUUACUCCACCGUGGAGAACAAUGUUUGGCAUUUCCCCAUAUUGUCUGUUUAAAUAUCAAGCAAUCUGCUCGAAGGUCAGUUUUGUAUGGCAACAUGCCAAAAUCAUAGAUGAGCUACUUUUAUGUCAAUGCAUGGGAACCAUUUAAGAAAGCUCUGUUUGAUUUUGUGCCAUGUAAGAUCCUCCAUCACAACAAAUUCAGACUAUUAAAAUUAAUUUAGGUGAUGGCAAAAUAACAGGCUGAGUCAACAACAGGCCCUCUUCUGCCAAAAUACUAUUUGAAGUAUAUUUUUUCUCACUUGAUCGUAAUGUACAACUCAGGUUUAACUGUUUUGGGCUUUUCCUUGAGGAUUUCUCUCUGCACUGGCACAACCUCUUUAAUAUAAAUGGAUCCAGCAGUAACCAUGUGCAUUGCAUUUUUCCUCAGUGCAGGAAUCCUGCCAGAUUCAUGCCCUCAUGAGAGAAAGCGCUGUUUGUGCUGCCCUCUGCAGGACAACACAGCUCAGUGACACAACUGUGAAGAAAAGUCAAGAGUGAAUCGUUUGUAGACCCCACACAAACCUUAAUAAAAAUAUUGUUUAUUAUUUGAGUUGCAUCACACCGGACCAUUGAAACAGAAAACACCUACAUCACAUCUACGUGUAGGUUAAUAUGGGAAGACUCAGUGAAAAAUAACUGAAGUCGAAUGAAUUGCAGACACAUUGAUCUCACACAUACACAGACUCCUACACAACUACAAAAGAAGGUUUCAAACCUAAGACUGGUCAGGACACAGUCUGCACACACAAGUUCAUGUCAACACACACAAAAAAAAUGUACAGCAGGUUUGCUGACAUCACCAAAAAUCCAGCAUUUGCUGUCGAAUCGGAGGCGAGUUAUUGCUUUUAAAAUAAAAGUUCAAGCAGAAAGUCCUGUUUGGUGCUGAGAGGCAGAACAGCACCAACAAGCUUCUCCCCUCACAGCCUCCUGAACUUUGAUUCCAAUAUUUACUCAAGGAAGCCGUCCAGAGUGAGACAAGUUGAAAUCUUGGGUGGAGGCCUGGUCACUUUUUUCCUUUUAGCUUUCAUCAGCGGGCGAAUCUCUGAUAAAGGAGACUGGAGUGGAGCAUUUAGUGAAGGAAUAAUGCAGUGCAGUUUGUACUGAAGGUUUUUUCCUUCAUAUUUGUUGAUUUCAGAACUAUGGUCAGACACAUAGAAAUAACAUUUACUUGAAGCUCAGCUCAUUCUUGACGUUUAAUAGAGCUGUUACUAGUGUGUUGCUUUUACCUAAGCUUGAAGAAAACAUUGUGUGGGUUGAGAACAAAAUUUAAUAAUGAAUGAAACUAAGCUGGUAUAAUAUUCCUUUGCAUUUUUAAAUGAAAUUUUGCUGAAUGCCAGGUUAGUAUCAUAUUGUUAGGUUUGACUGUCUUGAUUCCACAUUGAUUGAUUCCAGAGACCAAUAAGUAGCCAAGAUGCAUUAAAAAAAGCUCAACUACCUGUUUAGAACAUUUCAAAAAAGCAUCGCUGCCUCCUCCUUCGCUGAAAAUCUAUGAACAUACAAGUAUAUUCAUUUUAAAAGUUAAACUGACACUUGACUGAACCUCAGUUGUCAGUGUUUGUGCAGUUUAGGCUUCACGUUUCCACAUCACACAUUCGUUUUAUGGAGAAAAAAUAGAAUAUUAGAAUAGUGAAAGUCUGAAGAGAAACCUUUCUUCACAGAGAAGUUCAAACAUCGUAGAGAAGUAACACAGACUGCAUUCCAAAUGACAGAAAAAAGGAUACAGGUUGAAUGAAUUUAGUUCGUCCUCCUAAACCAUCAUAACCAGUUCUGACCUGAAACAAACAAACAAAAACAAUUCUUUCAAGAAAACAGUCAAGGAAUAAACGGCUCCUUGCAGCAGAAGACUUUGAGGGAGAUGGUUGUGUUGUACAUACAGCUCCAGGCUUCCUCUGAGGGUCCAACAUGCUGCCGAAAGUCUUCUUUCUAAAGAGGAGGGAGUUCCUUAAAAAAGGAUCCAGGGCUGACUCUUCAUCUCGGGCCUGAAACACCAAAACACAUAUCAGUGGAACGUUGACUACAUUUAGAAAUGGACAUUGUCGAGUGACCAUUAAAAACAUACCUUUCUUGAU
Messenger RNA from Amphiprion ocellaris (clown anemonefish), 7741 nucleotides. It is a transcript of the gene grm6b, whose product is annotated as glutamate receptor, metabotropic 6b. Lineage: Eukaryota; Metazoa; Chordata; Actinopteri; Pomacentridae. The coding region runs from base 562 to 3258 and encodes 898 amino acids. The record is from RefSeq and is a predicted model, not a curated record. Gene Ontology annotation, biological process: regulation of synaptic transmission, glutamatergic; G protein-coupled glutamate receptor signaling pathway. Gene Ontology annotation, molecular function: adenylate cyclase inhibiting G protein-coupled glutamate receptor activity. The transcript is spliced from 11 exons. Gene Ontology annotation, cellular component: membrane.